UAACAUUCUUAUAGAACCUGACACAUAACAACAGUCUUUAGGCAACAUUUUCUUCACCUUUAAACGUCACUGAGUGAACACAUACUCUUCAGAGCAGCGGAAGAAAAUCUUGAAACUUCACUUUUAAACUGGAUUUUAUAACAUAGAACUGAACCAUCACUGAAUAUCAUUGGAGCCCAGACAGAAUCGGUUCGACAUUCUUCUGGAUGAGUUCAGACCCAAACAGCACGAAAAUGGACAACAGGGAAGAUCUGGAACAUAACGUGCCUUGCACUUUUGACAAUGUAAUGUUUGGGCAAACACCCAACCCUCCACCUCCUCCUCUUUUGCCCACUGGAACACCUGUCCUGCCUUGGCCAGCAGCAGAGACUGGGUGGUUUGUUAACAACACCUUCCCGGGAUCUUGUCUUCCUGCAUCUCAGCAGCAAGGUCCACUCACAGUUGCUCCCACCAUUAUGAGGCCAGCUUACAUGUACAGAGAGCCAGGGACAGAUAACCAGGGACAGCUGAGACAACCAGAGACUAAUGUGCUCACAAUUCCCGAUAACGUGCUCCAGAACCUGCGUCCUGUUGGAGUACUGAACGGUGUACCGAUGUAUGAUUAUGCCACUCCUGCUCCUCCACCUAACACCUCCGCUCCAAAAAAAAGAAAGUGCCGAGCCCAGCAGGAUGAAGAUCGGCCAUACGUCAAGAAGCCGCCAAAUGCCUUCAUGCUCUAUCUCAAAGAGCAGAGGCCAAAGGUCACUGCUGAACUCAAUAUCCCUGGAAGUGCAGCCGUAAAUGCAGUGGUGGGACAGAGGUGGAAGUCGCUUUCAAACGACCAGAAAGCCAGAUAUUUCGACCAGGCUGAAACAGAAAGACGGAAUCAUGCCAAAGAGCAUCCAGCCUGGUCGACCAAAGAAAACUAUGGCAAAAAGAGGAAGAGAAUCCGACUUAGAAAAGAAUCUGCAUGUGUACAUGAAGAAGAAGAAGAAGCUCAACAAGCCAACCACUUGCGUAUGAGGCCAACUGAGUCACAGCCAUCUUCUUCUUCUCAUUCAUUUCUGACAGAGCCACAUGAGCUGCCACAGACAAAGCCAGAUGAUAGCAGCCUGCCUCGCCAGCAGCCAGUGUGUGUGCAACUGCCAAACACACAGGCAUCACCCUAUACACCUCUCUGUCAAGAAAAUCAGGUCUCCCCUGCCUCUCACAUGAAUUUCCCUGAGGACACCUCAUUGGACUCCCCUGUUGCACCCCUUCAGUUCCAGACAGAGGAGGCCUUUGUCACAGACAGAGAGGAAGAACUGCUGUCAAUGCUGGAAGCGCUUGACCCCCUCCCCAUCACUGCACAGUCUCAACAGCCCUCACCCACGCCUGCUUCUCCUGUAGAUGCCUCUCAAACUGCAUCAGUUCGACCCCAAGUUGAUUUAUUUCAAGACAGAGAUGAGCCCAUCUGUUUUGCUGAAAUUCAAGAAGACAUGUGGUCAGUGCUUGACUACCUCCCGUCUCUCAGCAGGCUAAUGUGCUCUCCUCUCCUGAUUCACACAACUACUCGACUCCUAAACGAAAUCUCAUCUGUCCUGCUGAUUCCCUCCAUCCAGAUUGGCGUCCUCCCUGUUGCAUUCACUGAAUUGCAGUCAACACCCCCAUCUUUUGCGAACUUAUGA
Messenger RNA from Oreochromis aureus, 1646 nucleotides. Its product is annotated as transcription factor 7-like 1. Lineage: Eukaryota; Metazoa; Chordata; Actinopteri; Cichliformes; Cichlidae. The record is from RefSeq and is a predicted model, not a curated record. Gene Ontology annotation, biological process: regulation of transcription by RNA polymerase II; canonical Wnt signaling pathway. Gene Ontology annotation, molecular function: DNA-binding transcription factor activity, RNA polymerase II-specific; RNA polymerase II cis-regulatory region sequence-specific DNA binding. Bases 207 to 1646 code for a protein of 479 amino acids. Gene Ontology annotation, cellular component: beta-catenin-TCF complex. The transcript has 8 exons.